CGCUCUCGCUAGCGGCAGUAAACAUGGCGAGCGGCUAACGGUAGUAAUGCUAAGAGUGCUGAAGCUUUUGGAUUUGAAAGCUUAAACAUUACAUUUCACGUUACAUUUGGCGUCCAGAGGCGUGUCAGUUGGGCUUUACGCUCAACAGAUUUUACUUUUAAAGGUUGAAGGAGACGCACCGACAAGAUGGGGCGACGUUCAACCUCCUCCACCAAGAGUGGGAAGUUUAUGAACCCCACCGACCAGGCCAGAAAGGAGGCCAGGAAGAGGGAGUUGAAAAAGAACAAGAAGCAGAGGAUGAUGGUGAGAGCGGCGGUGCUGAAGAUGAAGGAUCCCCGACAGAUAAUCAGAGACAUGGAGAAGCUGGAUGAGAUGGAGUUCAACCCAGUCCAGCAGCCCUUGUUGAAUGAGAAAGUGCUGAGGGACAAGAGGAAGAAGCUCCGGGAAACGUUUGAACGCAUCGUCCGCCUGUAUGAGAGGGAGAACCCCGACACCUACAAGGAGCUCCGCAAGCUGGAGCUAGACUACGAGACCAAGCGGGGGCAGCUGGCGCUCUACUUUGACUCAGUCAAGAAUGCCGAGUCAGUGGAGGUCGACAGCAUCCCCUUACCAGACAUGCCUCACGCCCCCUCCAAUAUCCACAUCCAGGACAUCCCACUACCAGGGGCUCAGCCUCCCUCCAUCCUGAAGAAGAGCUCUGCUUUUGGUAAAGGUCCUCUGUCGACAUCCUCUGGACCGAUUUUAGCCACAGCCCCGGGUGUUCCACGUUUACCUACAGGAAAGAAGCCCCCCGGCCCCCCACCUGGACCCCCACCUCCACAGGUCCUCGCUCUGUACGGCAUUCCUUCUCGACGAGCUUUCGGCACAGACAUGGAGCCCUCCAUCCCCGGUCUUGAAAAAGAUUCUGCCAUGGACCUGGGGAGAGAUCGGGACAGCGGCAGUGACAGCGACAGAGAUCGUGAUGACGACGACGAUGAAAGUGACUCUGAGGACGACAGUGACGAUGAGAGAGACGAAGGAGACGACGGCGACCAGAGGAUGAGCGUGGACAGGCUGGACGAUCAGAGGGAACGAGAGGAGGACAGAGACAGGAACGACAGACAUGCUAGUCGCAGUGUUCGUUUCGCUGAUGUUCCUCCAGAGGCUCCACGCGAAGGGAAGAAGAAGAAGAAGAGGAUCGUGAAGAGGACCAAAGCCAUCACUCCUCUACAGGCCAUGAUGCUGAGGAUGGCAGGUCAGUCUGUUCCUGAGGAGGAGGAGGAAGAGGAGGUGGAGGAGGAGUACACAGACGACUCGGACGCUUCGGACACCGAGGACAGAGGACCACCGGGGGACAGCCAGCCCCACCUGAUGCCCAACCAGCGUCUACCCCCACCCUCCGGACCGGUGGGUCAGCAGGGGCCUCCACAUAUGCAAGGUCCACCGAUGACCGGGCCCCCACCUCUGGGUCCACCCCCUGCUCCUCCAAUGAGACCACCUGGUCCUCCCUCUGGCCCGCCUCCUGGCCCCCCACCAGGUGCUCCUCCGUUCCUGAGGCCUCCUGGUAUGCCCGGAGGCUUGAGGGGUCCGAUGCCUCGUCUCCUGCCCCCUGGACCUCCACCUGGUCGACCUCCAGGUCCUCCACCGGGCCCCCCUCCUGGCUUACCACCAGGCCCCCCACCACGAGGACCCCCUCCCAGACUCCCACCCCCGGCACCACCAGGUAUGCCCCCGCCUCCCCCGAGAGCAGGAGGACCCCCACGCCCACUCGCCCCCCCGCUCUCCCUCUUCCCCCCACCUCUCAACUCCAACGUGCUCAGCGCUCCUCCGAGCAUCGUGCAGCGACAGAAAGGCUCCGCGUCCAAUCAGGACGCUCCUCAGAGCAACAUGCCGCCCCCUCCCAUGCCCAUGAGGCCGGGCGUCAUGCAGAUGCCUCCUCCCCCGGGGACGGCUGCAGCACCCGCGGGCGCCAACCAAGGCAGCAACCCCCACCACGCCGCCACCAUCGAGAAGCGGGCCAACAUCACCUCUGUGGCUGCAGCUGGAGGCGGUGUCGCGGCAGGGCCCGGCGCCGGAGGGGCCACCAUCUCCGCCAAACCUCAGAUCAUCAAUACCAAAGCGGAGGUCACCCGCUUCGUGCCCACGGCGCUGAGGGUGCGUAGGGACAAGGGCGGAGCCAUGCCCGGGGCGGCUCUGGGGCCAAUGGAGAAAGGAGGAGGACGGAGGGGCGACGAUGGCAUGGGAGGGGGGCAUAAGCAGCACGCGGCGGCAGGUCCCAUGGUGCACCCGGCCCAGAUGGGGGCUGUGCCUCAGCCCAACAUGAAGACAAAGGACCAGAUGUAUGAAGCGUUCAUGAGGGAGAUGGAGGGACUCCUCUGAGACUCGGGGGUGUCGAGGGGGGCGCCCUCGUUUUCUGUGUUUUCCGUGCGGAGGUUUAGAAGUGUCUUUGAGGGUGUCGGCUAGAUCAGAAUCUGUAGUGCCCAAGGCUCGUCUUCUUUUUAUUUUUAUCUGGCCUAAUAUUUGCUGUAUCAAAGAGAAUGUGAACUUCAUGUACGCAAAACAUCUGAUCGCAAACUUCAUCGUGACCCUUCAAAAAGGUCGCUCCUCUACGCCCACAUGAACCAACACCUUUCUCCGCACUGUAAAGAAAAAGUUCCUAGACUUCAUUUUGUGUGUUAUUCUUUUUUGUGCUCCACCCAGUCGGCUGUUUUGUAUGAUUUUAUGACUGUUCUGUUUUACUCUGUUGGUGAUCUCCUAAACAUGUUGGACUUCAAAAUAUUGUUUUGAACAAUUGUUUGACACUUCAUUGACGAAACACGUGUCUGUAUUGAACAGAAACUGAAAUAAACUGAAACUUGAUCUGCAGCUAAAUAAAUGCAUCAAAAUAG
This is a messenger RNA of Labrus mixtus (cuckoo wrasse), 2867 nucleotides long. RefSeq names its product WW domain-binding protein 11 (gene wbp11). Gene Ontology annotation, biological process: mRNA cis splicing, via spliceosome. The transcript has 12 exons. NCBI's taxonomy places the organism in Eukaryota, Metazoa, Chordata, Actinopteri, Labriformes, Labridae. Gene Ontology annotation, cellular component: spliceosomal complex. The record is from RefSeq and is a predicted model, not a curated record. Bases 187 to 2358 code for a protein of 723 amino acids.